GCUAACUACUCCACUUUGGUAUGUCUAUAAGAUAUGAUGCUUAGUCAACCGGAAAAUGCACUUGAAAAGAACUAAAAAAAAAAUAAACAUGAAAUUCGCCAAAAGCCAAAAGAGGAUGAUCACAAUCAUUCUUCUCUGCCUUUUGGUUACAUCAUCUUCAGAGACUGCUCCACAAACCCAAUUGGCCGCACCACUAGAACCAACAGGAGAAGUCACCAAUUCACCAACAAAGCCACUAGGUUUUCCAGCUGAGAACCAGAACCAACCAAUUCUUGGUCAACCAUCUUCUGCUUCUUCUGUAAACCAGCCUUUAACCGGAAUAAAUCAGCCAUUAACCGGAUUUAAUCAGCCAUCAUCAACUGGACUCAACCAACCGAUUCUUGGUCAACCAUCUUCUUCUUCCUUAAACCAGCCUUUAACCGGGUUUAAUCAGCCAUCAUCAACUGGAUUUAACCAACCAAUUUCUUCUUCAUCUUCUAAUUCUGCUCUCAACCAGCCAUUUGGGAAUCGAAUCAACCAAAACAGUCUCUCCGGAAGCAACGUUCCAUUUCUUAAUGGAAGCUCGAAGCUGGAAGUUUCCAUUACAAAGUUUGUCUUCAUCUGGAUUGCUCUUCUCCUUGCUUUGCACGGUACAGACAGGAACUGAACCAAACUUAUACAUCAUGUGGCACUUCUGUAUAAUUUGGUUUUCAUGAUAUUUGUUCUAUAACUUGUCUAUUUUUGCUCAUUUUGGAUUCUACUGAAAUGUUUGUUCUAUAAAGUGAGUAGUGUGUUAUGUGUACAUUACUACUGAAUGUUUUUUACCUUUUUGUUAUUUGAUCAGUGUUCGGUUUCAUGUCCAGGUGUGGUUCACUUUGAUUUAGUUUUCCGUUUUCUAGCAUAUGGUAUUAUGGAGUAAAUGAAGAAAACUGAAACAACAUAUGAUCCACUUUUAACUUCAACUCAAAUUAAAUAUGAUCACAUUUUUUAAACUUUAAAUUAAGACUAGUGGGUCUUCUCAAGUUGUAUAAAAAUGUACCUUUUAUUUCUAACUAUCUAUCCUAUACUAAAAGCUGAAUACUAAGUGUUUUUAGCCUGUCCACGUAGGAUGGGAAAUUCCAGCCAAUCAGAUUGCAGGUUUGGUCCAUGUCAUUACGAAUUAAUAUGUUUUGGGCUUUUGUUGUUUAUUUUUUAAAUCAUAGAGUAAAAAAUGGGCCUAAACCCUGAGUUCCACCGUUUGUUAAAGACCAAGAACAUAAGGACUGGCCGCAACACGAAAGUCCGAACAUGAAACGAUUGUAAUUAAGCUUUUCCAUUAAUUUCUAUACCAACUCCUUCCUUUACGUUACAUUUAAUUUCCUCUUUUUCUACCUAAAAAAAACUUCAGAGAUAUCUACACUAUAAAUAAUGAGGAUGAUGUGAUCAAAUCUCUUCCAUUCAAUUAACCUGCAACAAUAUUGACCUCUCAUCUCCUCUCCUACUGACAGAUUUGAUGUCCGGUUGUUCUCCGCAGACGCAGACGGUGGUCAUGCUCUUGAUUAAUGAAAAGUUUGUCCUCCUUAUCUUACCUUUUGUUUCUUUAUCAGUGGGUUUGAUGUCAAUCUUUGUUGUUGGUGAAAGAAUUGUUCAUAUGAAUGAGUUCUUUUUGUAUGAUUUAUUUUUAACUGUGACUAUAGGUUGUUGCAAUUUAAAAAUUUCACUGGCUCAGCUUUAAUUGGAAUGUUCACUGAUAUUCAUGUAUUUUUCUUUUAUAAUUGUUUCUUGCAAGAUCCAACUCAGUCACACUGAUAUUUUUUUAUUAUUAUUUUUUCUAUUACUUGAACUUUAAAGAAGAUGUGAAACGUACUGCAUUAGGAAGAGAUAAACUUUUUAAAAGAAAAAGACAUAUCAAAAUUAUAUCACAACAAGAAACUACGAAGUUACAAAACUAAAAGGAUAAACUGACACAACAUAAGCUAAACAUGUAUCUAACAAAACAUAAGUAAAGACCAGAGAAAAGAAAACACAUAAAUAGAAAAAAAUACAACAAUAACAAAAAGUUGAGUAUUAUUAACCAUAUAAAAAACGAUUGAAAACAUAUAAAAGGUAAAACACACAUCAUGUAAGGAAUAAACCUCGAAAAUAGAAAGGUAUAAUUGAAGAUAGAGAUAAGCUUAUACAGUAAAAAUUCUACAAAUUAAGGAUGUUGAGAUUAUGGUAUUUUAUUAUUUUAUAGAGUUACUAAUUUUGUAUAAAUUUCAUUUUAGAUUUUUUGUUUUACAAGAUGUGUUUUGUAUAAAUUAAAAAAUAUUGAUUUUACCAUAUAUGCAUUAAUUAAAUUUCUUUGAUGUAUAUAAAAUAUGUUUUAAAAGUGGUAUAAGUAAAAUUUCUCCUUUAUAGAAUUUAAAUGUAGUUUACAUUAAAUUUUAUUAAAUAUUAUCAAAAUAUAUUGAAGUGUUAAGAAAAGUAAAGAUGAAUUACAUUGUGAAUAUAAAACAUAUAAUAUAAUGUUUUAUUAUACUUAUAUAAAUAUUAUGUAUAUAAAUAAUUAAUUUAUGAUUUUAAUGAACUAUAUAUUUACAAAAAAAAUUCAAAACUUUUAUUAUUUAUUAUUUUAUCAGUUUAUGUCGUAUUUUAAAUCGAUUCAAUUUGAAAACAAAAAAUAUUAUAGUGUUUAUUAAUUUAUUGAUUAUUAAUUUAUAGAUUUUCUACUGUAUUUAAAUAUACAAUAGAAAAAUAUGCAUUCGAAAAUGAAAUUUAAUAAAUAUAUUUUAUUGUAGGUCCAUAUUUGUGCGGCAGACUAUAUAUGAUGAGAAACAAAUACUUUCAUAAAAUUAUUUGCCAUUAAAAAGUGGAAAGAAAAUUAUGUUGGUAACAAAUAUUAGUCCUAAAAUAAUAAUGACUAGGAAAAAACAUUACUUAACCAUAUCUAAUAUAGUUCAAUAACUAAUUAAAAACAAUGUAGAAAAUUAGUUAUAGCCUAAACACCAAUAAUAAGAUUUUACUUUAAUAAAUCCAUCAAUAUUACUCAAAAUUUUAAAUAAGAAUUACCAAAAAAUAGAAAAUAAUAUAAUAUGCAGUCAAUGAAAAUUAAAGACUUGGAUGAAAAAAUCACGUCAGAGUAAUUUUGCAUUUGGAAUGUUAGUAAUGCUACUCAUUUUCUGUUUUGAGAAUUGUAUAGCUAUUGUAUAACUCUCUAAACCUAGAAAAAGAUGAAAAUCAUUUAAUAAAAAUUUAUAAAAAUAAUCUCAAACAAAAGAAUACACAUAAUAAUAAAAACAAAAAGUAACAAAUGUAAAAAAUAUAAAUCCAUUGUAUAUCUUUAAACCUUGAAAUAAAACAAAAAUGAUGAAAAUUAUUUAUUAAAAAAAUAUAAAAAUAAUCUCAAACAAAUUACAUAUUAAUCGACAGUCGGAAGCCACAGCUUCUACUGCUUGUGCCCAUGACCGGCUUGCAGCAGACCUAAACAUAAUAAAGGUAUUUUUAAUUAAAAUUAGAACUUUUCACUUCCACAAUUUUUUAAAGCUUUUCUGAUAAAUUAUUCUAUUCACAGAUUUACAAUGCCCAACAUAUCCACCAAACGAUGGUACAAUCAAAUAAGGACUUACACAGAGUCUCUACCCAGUUAUACAAGUAUGUAUCUUUUUUAUAUAAAUAACUAUGGUUUGGUAUAUAAUAUAAUUUAAGUUAACUAAUUUAAUUUUUACCAAUUUUAGGCUAUUUCUUUUUAUGGUCCACAUCAAACCUUACGUUCUUCAAAAGACUUGAUCUCCUUUUUAUAUUACUUAUGAUUAGUUAAACUACUCUUUUUUGUUUUUAAACAAUUGCAUAAACUUGAUAUUCACCAUUUUUUCAUCAUUUUGGAAAAUACAAUGUUCCCAUUAAGCUACUCUUUUUGUUUUUAAACAAUUGCAUAAAUUUGAUAUUCACCAAUUUUUCCAUCAUUUUGGAAAAUACAAUGCUUCCAUUCAAAACAAAAAAAAUGAAACUUAUAAUCAGAAAAUUAACUAUCAACACACUUUUCCGCGCGUAGCGCGGACAAAGACUCUAGUUAAAGUAAAAUGCUCAUUUAAAACUCAUACAGUGAUGCUUAAGCUUUACCUUGCCAAUAAAAUUAUCUUAUCUGGAGAGAAGGAGAAGAUUAAACCCGAGGUAUAACGUUUUAGAGUAGAAUAAUCGGUCAUUCGCUUUUGUUUUUUUGGUAUAGUGAUGUUUUCUGAUUUUCAACACCCUCAUUGUUGAAUCCAAGAUUCAACACCGCAUUGUGGGUGGUCUUAGACUACAUACAAUUGUGUAGUUGAAUCUUUUAUUCAACAAUUGAACCAUUGUAAAUGAUAUGAUUUUUAAAAAAAUACAUAUGUGGAUUAAAUGGAGUUGAAAACAUUCAACUAGUUGAAUACUCAGAAAUGUAGGACAUUGAUGAUACGUGUUGCUUUUUAAAUAUUUUUGAUAUUUUCAUAUUUUCUAAUUAUUUAAAUUUAAUAAUUUUAUUAUAAUAAAAUAAUAAAAUAAAUAAUCAUAUUAUUAAGAAUGAAUUGACCCAAUAUACCUAGAAUAAGCUCAUAUUAACAAAGUAUACAUGAAGUGACAAUAUCAGUCAACGCCAUACCUCUUUGGCAGUGAACGAACGAAUUUGCCCUCAACGUGAUGGAGAUAUAGCAGGUUUGUACUCUGCUGCAGCAGGUAGCCGAAAAAUGUGCCAGGCGAGUAGCGUGGCAUUCGAGGUCGUAGGUUGCCAGCUGUUCACUUCUCCUCCACAUUCAUACCGGAUUUAGAUAAAUAUAACUUAUGAAGAGAAACUAAUAGAGAAAAAUAAUUAACAAUAUAAUUAUAACAAUAUAAAAAGGAUUACUAGAAAUGAGUUAGUCAUAAAUUUUUGGCGAAAUAUAGUUAUAACAACGCGUAAAGGUUUCGCUAAUGUAAAUUGUAACCGCUAAGACAUAGUGUUAUGUAUGAUCUAACAUAGCAUGUACCAGAUAACAAAUUAUAUAUCAGCUAACAUAACAUGUAUCAGAUAACAAAAUCAUCUAUCGAUUUUUUAUGUCAAAUUAUAUAUCAGGUAACAGAACAUGUACCAGAUAACAAAUAUUUUAUCAGAUAAAAACAAGUCUAUAUAGCUGGUAACACAACAUAUACCAAGAUAACAAAUAUUUUAUCAGAUAACAACAAAUCUAAGUACCAUGUAACAAAAUAAUUUAUCAAAUAACAAAUAAUUUAUAAAAAGUGUAUCAACUAGUAAAUCAUGUAUCUACCAAUUUAUUAAGCAACAAACCAUGUAUGAAAAAAUGUAUACUAGAAUCGGACUAAUAAACAAACAUAUUUUGGAAUUACUAACAUGAUUUAUUUGCCUAAUGUUUACGUUUUUUCAGAAAAAAUAGAAGAGUUAAAUCAAUUGGUUUAUUUGCUGGAUAAAGACAUGAUUUCUGAUUCCUACACUGACACUUAAUAGACAGUGCACAUGAAUCAAGUUAUAGGCUAGAGGAACAAAAUUGUAAACGAAAUUAUUUUGGUCACCAUCAUGGUAGAUUGCAAAUUAUGGUUAAGAGUGGGUAUAGAGACGCCAAUUAUCUUUAUUAUUAAUUAAAUAAAUAUUUUUUUAUUUAUUAUAUGGAAAUUUAUUACUUUGAAUUCUUUAUAAAUAGAAAUUAAGUUUAUUAAUUUGAAUACAGAAAAAUUAAUCAUUAAUUAGUAAAAUAAGGUGUUGAAUUUUAUUAAACAAAACCAUUGUAUUGUGUAAAAUUAAAUGUGUGUUCAAUGAUGAUGUGAAAAAAAUAAACGAUGCAGAAUGUUAAAAUAUAUAAAAAAAAGGUGUUGAAUGUUGAGACCAUUGUACAUGAUAAAAAAAUGAU
Molecule: messenger RNA, 5807 nt
Organism: Brassica rapa (field mustard)
Lineage: Eukaryota; Viridiplantae; Streptophyta; Magnoliopsida; Brassicales; Brassicaceae
Product: epsin-1
Source: RefSeq, a predicted model, not a curated record